Austrofundulus limnaeus is the source of this 1391-nucleotide messenger RNA. RefSeq names its product inositol monophosphatase 1. NCBI's taxonomy places the organism in Eukaryota, Metazoa, Chordata, Actinopteri, Cyprinodontiformes, Rivulidae. Gene Ontology annotation, biological process: signal transduction; inositol metabolic process; phosphatidylinositol phosphate biosynthetic process. Gene Ontology annotation, molecular function: inositol monophosphate 1-phosphatase activity. The record is from RefSeq and is a predicted model, not a curated record.
CGCGCUUCUUCGUUGGAUCUUUUCAGUUUACUGUCUGCUCCUCUUCUGCUUCAACAUGACUGAUGUUUGGCAGGAAUGCAUGGAGUUUAGUGUAGAGAUCACCAAACGGGCAGGGAAGAUGAUCCGCGAGGCGCUCCAGAAGGACAUAGCCAUCAUGCAGAAGAGCUCUCCGGUUGACCUGGUGACCGAGACGGACCAGAAAGUGGAGCAGCUCAUUAUUUCUUCCAUAAAGGAAAAGUACCCCACACACAGCUUCAUAGGUGAGGAGUCAGUAGCAGCAGGCGCCCCCAGCGUUCUAACCGACGAUCCGACUUGGAUCAUUGACCCCAUCGAUGGCACCACCAACUUUGUUCACAGGUUCCCUUUUGUGUCCGUAUCAAUCGGCUUCACUGUGAAGAAGGAGAUAGAGUUCGGGAUUGUCUACAGCUGCAUUGAGGACAAAAUGUACACGGCACGGAGAGGAAAGGGAGCAUUCUGUAACGGAGUUCCAAUCAAAGUUUCCGGGCAAGAAGACAUUAACCAGUCUCUGGUGCUGACAGAACUGAAUUUCAAGAGGGAGACGGAGCAUUUCAACACAAUGUUGGCCAACGUCAGGACCAUCCUUACCAUACCUGUUCAUGGAAUCCGCUCCCCAGGCAGUGCAGCUGUCAACUUGUGUCUGGUGGCAUCCGGCUCGGCGGAUGCAUAUUACCACAUGGGCAUCCAUUGCUGGGACAUGGCCGGCGGGGCGGUGAUAGUUACCGAAGCCGGGGGAGUCAUCAUGGACAUAUCAGGCGGGCCGUUUGACUUGAUGUCUCGCAGGCUGAUCGUCGCCAGCAGCAGGGCCAUCGCUGAACGCAUCUCCAAGGAGAUAUCAGAGUUUCCUGUGGGCCGGGACGACACGGAAGGCUAGAGGAACCUCCGCAACUUCCUUCAACCGAAUCAAAACACACCAACACACACUCAGCUGUUUUUUUUUUUGUGCCGACAAGUCCCAAGUCCGUUUUUGCCUUAAGGAUCACAUUGAUGCACUUACCUCUGAGGAACAGGUUUCUUAAAGCUCAGAGUUUUAGUAUAUAUUUUGAUUCAGUUGUGUAACUGUUCACAGUUUCUCUUCUGUGGUAACUUACUGUAUUUUGUCAACAUUUUACCCAUAAAAUAGGUAAAUGUUCACGUUUUGACCAACAGAGUUGUUUUUUUCACUGWUAUAUGAUUUGUUUGAAGCUAUUUUUAGAUCACAUCUUAAGUUACAGAGCUUGCAGUUUAUUCAAACUCUUGUAGAUAAGUAAAUGAUUGCAUCCAACUGCUGUACUUCAUGACAAAGUAUUUAUAAAGUCCAAAAUAUAUAAUUGUGUGGAGAAUGCUUGUGCUUCUUUUUUAAAUAAAGCAAAUAAAAAUCACUAUAAAUACAA